Bombina bombina (fire-bellied toad) is the source of this 1107-nucleotide messenger RNA. Its product is annotated as N-acetyllactosaminide beta-1,3-N-acetylglucosaminyltransferase 4-like. The record is from RefSeq and is a predicted model, not a curated record. Gene Ontology annotation, cellular component: membrane. Bases 1 to 1107 code for a protein of 368 amino acids. The transcript has a single exon. Gene Ontology annotation, molecular function: hexosyltransferase activity. Lineage: Eukaryota; Metazoa; Chordata; Amphibia; Anura; Bombinatoridae.
AUGCAUCGUACAGUUCCUCAGAUGUUUCCGCGACUGAAAAAUCUUUCUCUCUAUGUCUUAUCAUUAUCGUUAUUUGCACUUGUUAUAUACCUGCACAAAGAAACCAAGAAUACUAGGACUCUAGCUCCAAUUCAGAAACAGAUCCAAAAGCAAGAAAUUCAUUUCUGGGCUCCCCGCUUGAUAAGGAAGGUCCAGUGUCAUCCACAAAACUUGACACUGAAUAUUACGCAGUCUCUUCCUGAGCCUCAUCAAUUGUUCUUAAUGUAUAAACACUGCAAGAACUUUUCCACACUUCUGAUGCCAAGUGCAUGUGAGAGGGACACUUUUUUGUUACUGGCCAUAAAGUCAUUGCCUAUAAAUAUAGACAGACGUAUUGCUAUUCGAAAUACCUGGGGAAAACAGCAGGACAUUCAGGGCAAGAAAAUAAAAUUGGUAUUCUUACUAGGAAAGAGUGAAACCAAGUAUCCAGUAAAAUCCCUUCAUCAGCUACUUUCCUAUGAAAGCAAUGAAUUUGAAGACCUAAUACAGUGGGAUUUUGUAGACAAUUUUUUUAACCUAACGCUAAAAGAGAUCCAUUUUCUGAGGUGGUUCAGAAAAGAAUGUCAAGAUGCCAAGUUUGUUUUAAAAGGAGAUGAUGAUGUCUUUAUUAAUACAUAUAACAUAAUUGAGUUCCUUGAUGGGAGGGAUCCAGAAGAGGAAAUUUUUACUGGGGAUGUGAUCAUAAACGCCAUGCCUAUAAGGAACACCAAAGUAAAAUAUUUCAUCCCACAUUCUAUGUACAGUCAAAAGCACUACCCUAAAUAUGCUGGGGGAGGUGGUUACUUGAUGUCUAGAAGGACUACCCAAAAUCUUCUCAUUAAUGCUGAAAUGACGGACCUCUUUCCCAUUGAUGAUGUAUUUGUGGGUAUGUGCCUUGUGAAGAUGAAUGUUACCCCACAGUACCAUCCAGGCUUUAAAACGUUUGGGAUUCAAAGACCUUUUAACUCAUUUGAUCCAUGUUUAUACAAAGGGUUAAUGGUUGUGCACAAGUUAAACCCUACAGAGAUGUGGAUCAUGUGGACCUUAGUAAAAGAUGGAGACAUUCGUUGUGCAAAGUCCGGACUUUAG